GGGGAAGGGGGGCAUGAUACGCCACCACUUUCAACAGGUUGUGACACUCUGCUUCUAUAAAGCCUCGUCGUGUCAUGACUCUUCACACACCACUCCUUCUUCACAACACCGAGAACACGUAACUAGAAAAUAUCGCGAUGCAGUGCUUCGGGUGCUUUUCCUUUCUCGCUAGGCGGAACACCAAGCCCGCGCCAAGCUGGAUUCCCUCCUCCGCCAGCAACCAACCGUCACAUGAGAUCGAGCGGCAGGCGACCAAGAUCGUCGACGUCCUCUGCACCGCCGAGAAGCCAGGACAGGAGCUGCGGCUCCGGCUCGAUGAGGUUGUUCGUACCAAUAGCUGGACCGAGGCCCUUGCGAAGGCCGUUCUGCGGGGCAUCGAGGAAACCAUCAAGGCGUAUCAGGCCAUGUCAAUGAACACCGUCUUGCGAGAGGCCAUCGAGACGGCGCAGUGCGCCGCGGAAGAGCUCUUCGACUUUGCGCGGGAACACCCGGUCUUCGUCACCAUCGUCGCCAUUGGGGUUCUGGCUUUGCUGGCGCCCUGGGCGGUCGAGGCUCUUGGGUUCGGCGAGCUUGGGCCGGUCGAGGCAAGCUUUGCCGCCCUCUGGCAGUCCACAUACCGCGGCUUGGUUCCGAAAGGCUCGCUCUUUUCCUUCUUCCAGCGGCUCGGGAUGAUAUGGGGUCGUGCAUAAGGUCUUGUCGGUUACGAAGAGGAGGAUAGUAUGCCGGUCAUCGGAUGGGUGAGGGUCGAAUUGCUUCGGCCAGAGAUAUGAGGAGUGUCGUUUUGCCCCUGGGGUCACUGUGAAUGGCGGCCUAGCUACUAC
This is a messenger RNA of Phialemonium atrogriseum, 821 nucleotides long. RefSeq lists its product as uncharacterized. The transcript has 2 exons. Bases 138 to 689 code for a protein of 183 amino acids. The record is from RefSeq and is a predicted model, not a curated record. NCBI's taxonomy places the organism in Eukaryota, Fungi, Ascomycota, Sordariomycetes, Cephalothecales, Cephalothecaceae. Gene Ontology annotation, cellular component: membrane.